Messenger RNA from Botrytis byssoidea, 3733 nucleotides. RefSeq lists its product as uncharacterized. Gene Ontology annotation, cellular component: spindle microtubule; cytoplasmic microtubule; microtubule organizing center. The transcript is spliced from 5 exons. Gene Ontology annotation, molecular function: microtubule binding. The record is from RefSeq and is a predicted model, not a curated record. NCBI's taxonomy places the organism in Eukaryota, Fungi, Ascomycota, Leotiomycetes, Helotiales, Sclerotiniaceae. The coding region runs from base 162 to 3440 and encodes 1092 amino acids. Gene Ontology annotation, biological process: mitotic spindle assembly; astral microtubule depolymerization.
CAGUCCGUGCUUCCCCUGCCCGGGCAACCAUAAUUUGUUUUGACGCGACAGAUUUAUCUCCAAAGGGGAUUUGGAAAGUUACAUAGCAAAGUACAACAUCAUCAUAGGCACAUAUCCUGAUUUGAUAUUUACGGUUUCUUCAAGUUCACCCCACCUCAAUCAUGGGUGAAAAGAUCACCGAAGAUCAAGUAGCAAACUUGCUGGCAAUACUUCGAACAGAUGCUUUGAUAGAUUCGAAGGUCAAUCAGAUCAACAACAUCAAAUCCAGUAUCAAACAACAUAACGUUCCAGAACCAUGCAUACUUUCACUAUUUGAAGCCUUGCGCAUAGCAAUGUCGUCGCAGCAUGCCGCACUAGUCAACGCUGGGUUCUCUACCCUCAAUCAUCUCCUCACCAGAUUGUCACGCCAGGAACCAAAAUACAUUGUCAAGGAAGCUGCCCGAACUCUGCCAAUGAUAAAUGAUAAGAUGGGCGAUCAGAGGGAGAAAUAUCGACAACUUGCUGCGCAAUGUCUUACAACGUUCUGGAAAAAUGCGCCGAUGGAUGUGGAAAGGAUUGUGAAGAACGCAGGACUGAUAGGAAAGAACUCGAGGAUGAAAGAAAAUUCAAUGAAUUGGAUUGUACAGAUGCACCAAGAGCAUGGAAUGGCAUUCAAAAGUUUUGUAACUACAUUAAUGGAGCUACUCGAAGACGCCGAUGGCAUGGUAAGAGAUACUGCGAGAAACACUGUCAUCACCUUGUUCCAGAAUGCCCCCAACGGAGCCAAAUCCGAUCUCAAGAAGCAGUUGAAGAACUUCAAUGUUCGACCCGCAAUCGUAUCGGCUAUCACGAGUCAACUUAUACAAGGAGGAGCCCCAGUAGUUGUGGAACCGGAAAGAACUGAAGUCCCUAUGCGAAAUCCUUUAGCUAGUAGUGCAUCUGCGAUGACCGUCUCAAGACCAGCAACACCAGAAGUCAGAAUUGAGCAAGUAGACCCUGCAUAUGUGAAUACACAAAGGGAAUUGGAGGAAACUUUUCAAGAAAUGCAUCAAUGGUUCCAAGACAAGGAGUCUGAAGCAAAUUGGUUCAAGAGAGAGCAAAGUUGUACAAAGUUACGAAGACUGAAUGCUGGAAACGCCCCAAGCGACUAUCAUGAUGCUUUCCUUGCUGGUAUCAAAAGUCUUUUGGAUGGUAUCUUGAAAGCGGUUAAUUCAUUGAGAACCAGUCUUUCAAAAGAAGGGUGUAGUGUCGUUCAAGAAAUUGCUCGAACUGCUGGGCCUGGACUGGAUCCUAUGGUCGAAAUUCUUCUACAAAACCUUAUCAAACUCUGUGGUGGCACUAAAAAAAUUAGUUCGCAGAACGGAAAUUUGACAGUUGAUAUUAUUAUCAGCGGCGUUACCUAUAAUCAUCGCAUCAUGCAACAUAUCUGGCUCGCGUGCCAAGACAAGAAUGUUCAGCCUAGAACAUAUGCCACAGGCUGGCUCAAAACAUUGCUUAAGAAGGAGGCGCAACAUAAGAGUCACGUUGAACAUAGCGGAGGCUUGGAACUAAUUGAAAAGUGUAUAAAAAAGGGUCUAGCUGAUGCCAACCCUGGUGUUCGCGAGAAUAUGAGAUCGACCUAUUGGACUUUUGCUCAGAUAUGGCCAGCAAGGGCUGAGUUAAUAAUUGAGGACCUAGAACCGACCCAGAGGAGAUUAUUAGAGAAUUCUCCAGACAACCCCAAUGCACCAAAGAAGGCAGCGGCAGUUAGCACUGCAAGGCCUGGCCUUGGUUUCUCUAAGAGCACUACUGGACCUCCUAGACCUUCUUUGAGGGAGACCAUGUUAGCUCAGAAAAAGGCACAAAUGGCCACCAAGACUGUACCUACUCGUCCUGGUUCUGCUAUGUCGACAUUUUCUCCAACAAGGACCGUUCCAACCGCAUCGGGUAAACAGUCGUCUGCAGAAGUAGCUCCCACAAGACCACACCUAGAGGCUACUGGAUCUCGUGGCGGUCUUUCGGUUGCACCCAUGCGACCAAGUAAAUCUAAGAGACCAGAGCUUGCUGCUAGACCUGCAACUGCCGGGCCAUAUUCUGUAAGAAGGACUAAUCAAGCCUCCAGCGAAGCAAAUGCCAGCCCUUCAUCCUCCACAUCCGCAAGGCCACCAAGAUCUAAAACUCCUGUUGCUACCAGCUCUCCCCAGGCUAGAAGGGCUCCAAUUCCGAGACCCAACACAAGCCAUUCCAGUCAUCCCACGCAAUCUCAUCACCCAACCCAAUCUACUUACACAAGUCCUGCAGCAAAAAGUACAUCUGGGCGAGUCGUAACUGCUUCUCCUAGACUUGCUGCUUCCCCUCACAUCAGUAGUCCCGUUAGGACAAGAACCAAAUCGGUACCUGGAUUACCUGGUCCUGCAUCUAGUCCUUCAAGAGCAGAUGAAGAUUUUACAAUGGUUGUUCCCACAAUUACAGGGUUAGAACGGAUGAGAUCUGAGAAACUCCCCCAGGUCUUUGACCCACCUGAGGUGGAAGAUAUUAAAGCUCCUGUCAAUCAGCCGAUGAAGGUUUAUGAAGACCCAUUCUCAAGCACAGAUGACACUACUAUUCCAGGACCUACAGUUCCUCAAUCCGUUUUAGAAGAAGUGCCUGUCAACGAAGAUGCCAUGAACCUGUCAAGAAAUGGCAUUAGCGAAUUUGAUGGCGAAGGAGCCAAGAACCCACCAAUGUCCCCGGAUAAACUUAAACAAAGCACAAAAUUACUCGAUAGCGGUAUCUCCAAGAUCAGAGCCAAAUCUCUAGACGUCCAUGGUUUCCGAAAACUUCAAGCUAUGAUCAGAGAUAACAAAGCCGUAUGGGGAGAAGGCAGAUUCCCCGCCCUCUUGUUAGGACUUUUUGAAUAUCUUGAAGAACCAUUAACAAAUCUCUCGCCCGCAAAAGUUCAGGAUGUGAAAGCACAAAUACUUGCUACAGUCAAACUCUUGUAUAAGAAUUACCGAGAGUAUUUCAGACCACAUAUCGCAAAAGGCUUUCACUCUAUCCUUGUAACUAGAUCCUGCUAUGAUGCACGCGCCCAUAUUGUCAGUGGCCUCGAACUUCUCGCCGAUGAGCUUGUUACACUUGCCAACCCUAAAGAGACCAUCCCGACCAUUCUCGACUCCCUCUCUAACGAAGAAAUGACAUUGGAAGGAUGCCGAAAAUUUGGUAUGGGAUUACAUAUACUCAAACAAACUUUAGAUAUCAAAUCAGAUGUUGAGUUGGAAGAUGCGGAAAUUGAUAGUAUCUUGGAAUUGGCGGCGAAGUGUCUUGAAAGCAAGGAGAGCGGAGUGAGACUGGAUGCUGUGGUACUCUGUGUGAGUACGCAUGCAAGAAUCGGAGAGGCAAGAUUCUGGAGUGGAAUUGGUGGAAGAGUGAGUGGUGAUCCAAAGAGCUUGAUCACGUACUACAUUGUCAAGAGGCAGAGGGAGUUGGAGGUAGAAAACUAACGUUGUGGAGGGUGACAUGGAACGAAGGUCAGUGGCAUAAGCUAAUGUUUCAUUUGAGCGAACGAAGGGAAUGAUGAGUAAGAUCGUUGUACAAUACGAAAGUCUUUUGUUUUGAGUGGAUAUUUUUGGGAUAUUUUCUGGGUGGUGCGAUGGAUUCUAUGGUAUGCAGCGAGGGAAAAUGGAAGGGCGAUACAAGGCGUUGUGCAGUGCACGUUACAUAUCAACUUUCUGGUUAUUGGCAGAGGCGUAAGAGUUUGAGUCGUAGUCAUAGUCAUAGUACAUCUAUAUGUUAU